AUGGCAAAUCUCCAGAGAGCUGAGUUCGUGACUUCACAGAGAGGUGGACAGCAGUUACUGUAUGCAGGCUACCGGUACAGGCUCAAUGUCAAGCGACAGGUUGCUACACACUGGAAGUGUGUCCUCACAGGAUGCAAUGGUCGCAGCAGCACCAUCGGAGACCACGUAGUGUCCUCCACUAUUCACAGCCACCCACCCUUUGAGAAUGGAGAACACAUCCGACUCGUCGCCCGUGUAAAAGAGCGUGUAAAGACUGACAUCUCACCGGUGCUGCAGAUCUACAACAACGAGCUCGACCUCCUUGAUGAAGAUGAUGCCGCAACUGCACCCACGUACUCUAAUAUUCAGGCCGCACUGUACAGACACAGAGCUAAGUCCAUCCCACCACUGCCUGAGAGCAGGGCUGGCGUCACUCUAGAAGGAAUAUGGACCCAGACCGAUGAUGGCCGAGAGUUCCUCUGUGUAGACGACGGUGAAGAUGACAGACUUUUGCUGUUUGCUACAACCGAGAUGCUGGAAUUAUUGAGCGACGCUGACAUUCUCUUUAUGGAUGGUACAUUCUUUGUGUGUCCUAACCUGUGGCUACAAGUGUACAUCAUUCAUUGUCUGGUGAAUGGUAAAAUGUUUCCUGUCGCUUUUGCGUUGCUUCCCAACAAGACCAAGCGGACGUAUGUUAGGCUUUUCACUUUGCUGAAGGAUAUUGUUGUGAGACGACUUGGCAUCGAACUUUCACCAGAAAUAUUCCAGAUCGACUAUGAAGCAGCAGUUAUCAGUGCUAUUAGUGAAGUCUUCCCCGACAGUUCCGUCCGAGGUUGCCUAUUCCAUUAUUCUCAAGCUUUGUGGCGUCAAGUUUUGGAGAGGGGACUGUCUCGCGACUACAUGAACAACCCAGCAGUCAAGCCCACGUUCGACGAGCAGCUGCUUUGCCACUCCUUCCCUGAACCAGGUCCAAGAUGCUUGGUUUGA
Molecule: messenger RNA, 966 nt
Organism: Haliotis rubra (blacklip abalone)
Lineage: Eukaryota; Metazoa; Mollusca; Gastropoda; Lepetellida; Haliotidae
Exons: 1
Coding region: 1-966 (321 amino acids)
Source: RefSeq, a predicted model, not a curated record